AUGAACAACUACGAUCAAUACGCAGAUCAACUUUUAAACAGUGUAUUCGAAAAUGCCAAGCAAACAGCUAUGCCAUCACCUCCAAUUCAGCAAAGCUCUGAAGAUCAGUUUUUUAAUCAAUUGUUGUCACGCAUCUCAUCACCAGCCCCUUUCAAUAGCGCUAGUAAUGAAUGGCUACUUUUGCAGCAAUUGCAGCAACAAAAACAAUUGUUAGAAAGGCAGCAGUUACUCUCUGCGCUGAGUCCAGCACUAGCAGGUGUGUCUAUUGCUCAGCCUAACACUGACAGCAGCACUAACGUUAUGGAUACACCAUCCUCACCAAUUCUAGCAGACCUACAAUCGCCUCCUCCUACUACAGCACCCGAAGAAAAGGCCAAAAAGAUUGCUCGGGUACCUGUGAAUGUGCCAUCUCCUGCUCCUACUCAUGAGGCAGCAAUUGUAUCCAAGCCUCACGAAAAAGAAAAUGACAAGCCUAUUGAUGCACUGAUCAAAGCAACUGCCGCUGCAGCGUUAUCUGGCCAUGCCACCUCAACAUCCAGAGUGAUGCCUGAAAACACAAGGCCAGCACUUCAGAAAAAGAAAAGCUUUUUGAAGAGAACUUGGUCAAGACGAGAUUUUAAAGGAAGACUACCGAAUCCGCAAGCUCAAAAGCCAUUACAGCAGCAGGAGAAUGUACCAACUCCAAAGAGGACUGCGUCAGUAAAAUCAGUAGCUUAUCCACCACAGCAAAUGGCAGCCGAAAGGUCUUCAUUUUGGAAACCUAGAGAGAAAAAGCCUAAAGGAUGGUGGAAAGGAAACCGAGAAGACAAGGCACAACCUCAAGCAUACUACGAAGAAGAGAUUGAAUAUGACGAGCAUGAGAUUCCUGAGUACCAAGAAGAAGAUUCCGCAGAAGAAGAAGUACCAGUAAUUGCUCCUUCCUCUUCAAAGCAGAAGAGGAGAGUGGUUGUUAAAAGAGUGAUUGUGCCUAAAAAGGUGCCUUCGAUUAGCAAACCCAAGCGCCCCAUGGCUUUCAAGACGCCAACACCAAAAAAACCCAAAUCGAAGUCUUCCAAAAAGAAAAAGAAUGACGCUACGGUAUCUAAGAACUCUGGUACCACUGUAACAGCUCGUAGAUCGAUGCCAUUGUAUGUGAUGCCACAACAACCAAUGUAUUAUCCUCAACCAAUGAUGAUGCCUUCUGCCCCACAACCUUACAUGAUGGGAGGUGGAGGUGGGUACUACAUGAUGCCUGCAAGUGGAAUGAUGGGGCAAUCACCUCUAAUGCAACGGCUAUGCGACGAUACAGAUGUCGAGGAAAAGAGACCCACUACUAAAUUAAAUAGAAAGAAAUCAGUUUAUAAGUCAAGAGAAAUAUCCAAUGACAAAUGUUCCAUCAUGUAA
Mucor velutinosus is the source of this 1383-nucleotide messenger RNA. RefSeq lists its product as uncharacterized. NCBI's taxonomy places the organism in Eukaryota, Fungi, Mucoromycota, Mucoromycetes, Mucorales, Mucoraceae. The transcript has a single exon. The coding region runs from base 1 to 1383 and encodes 460 amino acids. The record is from RefSeq and is a predicted model, not a curated record.